CGGAGGUUCCUCGUCGUGGUGGAGGGCGACCCCUUCGCCUCCCCGCUGCCCGGCACCAUUCCCCCCUCUGAGAGACCCACGCUGGCAGCCCAGCCGCUCCCGCUCCCGCGCCUCAGCCUGGGCAGGAAGACCCUGGUGGGCGCCGCCGUGGGCGUCAUGCUGGUCCUGGUGCUGGUGGUGCUCAUCCCCGUGCUGGUCAGCAGCGUGGGGGGCGACGGCAACGACGACGACGCCGGACGCUACGAGAUGCUGGGCACCUGCCGCAUGGUGUGCGACCCCUACCUGGAGAAGAGCGGCGGCAUAGGAGGAGGAGGAGGAGGGGGCGCCACCACAGGCACGGCCAGCACCAGCGUCCAGGGCGAGGCGGAGGCGCUGAGCGACCACAGCAUGGGCUCGCCGCUGCCCACCUACGCCCACCACGGGCUGCCGGGCAAGCCUGGGCGCCCGGGGAAGCCCGGAGCGCCGGGACCGCCGGGAGAGCCCGGACCGCCGGGGCCGAGAGGUCCGCCGGGAGACCGCGGCGACUCCGGCGCGGCGGACCAGACUACGGGGAUUUUAACGCUGGGCGGCGGGCGGACCGGAGGAGGGCUCGGCACCGCCACGUACUCCACGGUUCCGCGCGUGGCGUUCUACGCGGGUCUGCGGAACCCGCAGGAGGGCUACGACGUGCUGAAGUUCGACGACAUCGUGACUAACCUGGGGGGGAACUACGACGGAGCGUCGGGGAAGUUCGUGUGCAAGAUCCCCGGCACCUACUUCUUCACCUACAACGUGCUCAUGAGGGGGGGCGACGGGACCAGCAUGUGGGCUGACCUGCUGAAAAACGGACAGGUGCGUGCCAGCUCGAUCGCCCAGGACCAGGACCAGAGCUACGACUACGCCUCCAACAGCGUGGUGCUCCACCUGGACGCGGGCGACGAGGUCUUCAUCAAGCUGGACGGCGGCAAGGCUCACGGCGGCAACAGCAACAAGUACAGCACCUUCACCGGCUUCAUCCUCUUCGCCGACUAGACUAGAG
This is a messenger RNA of Sardina pilchardus (European sardine), 1018 nucleotides long. RefSeq names its product C1q-related factor-like. NCBI's taxonomy places the organism in Eukaryota, Metazoa, Chordata, Actinopteri, Clupeiformes, Clupeidae. The coding region runs from base 157 to 1011 and encodes 284 amino acids. The record is from RefSeq and is a predicted model, not a curated record. The transcript is spliced from 2 exons. Gene Ontology annotation, molecular function: protein binding.